AUGUCAUUUUUUUGGUGUUUUAAAAGUGCAUUUCUCUUAGUUGUCGUAUUAACUAAUACAUUAACCGUUGCUAGUAAAUAUUCUGUUGAAGAUUAUCAACCUACUCAAAUUCAUAUUGCUUUUGGAAACACCGUGAGUGACAUAGUCGUAACUUGGGUCACUACUUCAAAAACGAAACAUUCGGUUGUUGAAUACGGAUUAAAUGGUUUAAUCGAUAGAGCCGAAGGAAAUCAAACAUUAUUUCGUGAUGGUGGAAAAUUGAAACGAAAGUUUUAUAUUCACAGAGUUCUUUUACCGAAUUUAAUUGAAAACGCGACUUAUGAAUAUCAUUGUGGAAGUAAUUUGGGUUGGUCAGAGCUUUUAUUUUUUCGAACAUCUCCAAAAGGUUCAGAUUGGUCACCCUCAUUUGCUAUUUAUGGUGAUAUGGGAGCUGUUAAUGCACAGUCUCUUCCAUUUCUACAAACAGAAGCUCAAUCAGGAAUGUAUAAUGCCAUUUUUCAUGUGGGCGAUUUUGCUUAUGAUUUAGACUCUGAUAAUGGUGAAAUCGGAAAUGAAUUCAUGAGGCAAAUACAACCAAUAGCGGCUCAUGUACCAUACAUGACUGCCGUUGGAAAUCAUGAAGAGAAAUAUAAUUUUUCACACUACAGAAACAGAUUUUCAAUGCCUGGCGAUACUCAAGGUUUAUUUUAUAGUUUUAAUAUUGGUCCAAUACAUUUUGUCGUUUUUUCAACAGAGUUUUAUUAUUUUCUAAAUUAUGGUGUUAACUCUUUAAUAACCCAGUAUAAUUGGCUUCGUAAGGAUCUCAAAGAAGCUUCUGCUCCUGAAAAUAGAACUGUAAGACCUUGGAUUAUAACUUUAGGUCACAGGCCAAUGUACUGUUCAAAUGAUGAUAAAGAUGAUUGCACUUUUAUAGCAGAUUCAGUUCGCGUUGGACUUCCUCCAUUUAUAUCAUUCGGAUUAGAAGAUUUAUUUUAUAGGUAUGGAGUUGAUGUUGAAAUAUGGGGACAUGAGCAUAGUUAUGAAAGGACUUGGCCUUUAUAUAAUUACAAAAUUUAUAAUGGCAGCACUGGUGUAAAUCCUUACCAUAAUCCUGGAGCUCCUGUACAUAUUAUAACUGGAUCAGCUGGUUGUAAUGAAUAUGUGGAUCAUUUUAAAAGUAAACUUGGAGAUUGGUCAGCUUUCCAUAGCUCUGAUUAUGGAUACACUCGUAUGAAAGCUUAUAAUAAAACUCAUUUAUAUUUUGAACAAGUUUCCGUUGAUAAAGAUGGUUUGGUGAUUGAUAAUUUCUGGAUUGUCAAAGAUUUUCAUAAAUCCUACCUAAAUUUAAAAAAAAAUUAA
Messenger RNA from Pediculus humanus corporis (human body louse), 1338 nucleotides. Its product is annotated as acid phosphatase precursor, putative. The record is from RefSeq and is a predicted model, not a curated record. NCBI's taxonomy places the organism in Eukaryota, Metazoa, Arthropoda, Insecta, Psocodea, Pediculidae. The transcript is spliced from 5 exons. The coding region runs from base 1 to 1338 and encodes 445 amino acids. Gene Ontology annotation, molecular function: acid phosphatase activity; metal ion binding.